AUGAAUACAGACGUGAUAACAUCUACACAUUAUAACGACUUGUUCGUUCCUGAAGCGGAAAGGGUUGACCUUCAUGUUAGGGGCUUGACUGUGAACUUGAACAAAUCAAGAUUGGCUAAAGAGAAGAAGAAGAAGCAGUUCAAGGAGAAGAUAGAGAAUGAUGUUGAAUCUGUUGCCGAAGUUAAAAAAAUCUUGAAUAAUAUCAAUCUUGACUUGGAAAAGGGUAAAGUUUUAGCUAUUUUAGGGGCUUCAGGGUCUGGUAAGACCACUUUGUUGAACACUUUAUCAUCAAGAAUGAGUUUUGCUAAAUCUAAAGAUAAUCCUUUCCAAUUCGAAGGUAUGGUUCAAUAUUCUCAAACAAAUCCAAAUAUUUCAUACCUUUUACAAGAGGAUCUUUUCAUGCCUGGGUUGACAGUUCGAGAGAUUUUAAAAUUUACUGCACAAUUAAAAUUACCAAAUUCAUCAAAUGCUGAACAAACAAAAUUGAUUGAUUAUCUUUUUGAUUCAUUAAAUUUAAGAAAAGUUGAAAACACAAUAGUGAAUGAUUUCAAAUAUCAUACAACUUUAAGUGGUGGUGAAAGAAGAAGAGUGUCAUUAGCUAUCCAAUUAUUAACAAAACCUUCUGUAUUAUUCUUAGAUGAACCUACAACUGGGUUAGAUUCAAACACUUCAAUUAAUUUAGUUCAAACUGUUAAAGAUUUGGCACAAAAUUUUGGUAUUACAAUAAUUUUAACAAUCCAUCAACCAAGAUUUGAAAUUUUAGAAAUUGUGGACAAGAUUUGUUUAUUAGCCAAAGGUGGGUCAAUGUUAUUUACUGGUUCUCUUGAAGAUGGUUAUAAAUAUUUUGAUCAAUUAGAGUUAAAUGAUGGUGAUGAUGUUCAAGAAGAGUCGAAUUUCGCUGAUUUCUUAUUAUCAAUUUCUUCAAUUGAUAAAACAAUGUCAAAAGAAGUUGAAUUGAAAACUCAAGCUCGUGUUGAUAAAUUGGUGACAAAUUGGGCAAAAGUUCAACCAUUACAACAAGAUGUUGAAUACUACAACUCUUUUGAAUCAGGAGCACCAAUUUUCAAUCAAAAUAAAACACAUAAAUUACCAUUUUACCGUGAAAUUUGGGUAUUAAUGCAUAGAUGUACAAUUGUAACAAUUAGAGAUUUGAAAAGUAUGUUUACAUUCCAUUUCAUUAUGACAUUUUUGGCAAUUGUUUGUGGAUGGUGUUUUUAUAAACCAAAAGGUGAUUUAGCAGGUAUCCGUUCAAUAACUUCAACUUUAUAUGUUUGUUGUGAAGUUUUAGGUUUUACACCUUUAUUAUAUGAAAUUGAAAGAUUAUGUGCCACUGAUGGUAAAUUUUUUGUUAAAGAGUAUAAAGAGGGGAUUUAUUCAAUUAGUGGAUUUUUAAUUGCUAGAAAAUUGGUUAAAUUAGCAUUAGAAGAUGUUCCAAUUACUAUUGUUUGGUCAGUUAUUACAUUUUAUAUGUGGGGGUUGAAUGGAUCAAGUAAUUUUGGUAUUUAUUUCAUUAAUAAUUUUUUAAUUUAUACCGUGGGGAUGGCUACUGCAUUUCUUUGUUUUAUGAUGGGUAAAUAUGAUUUUGGAACUGCAAGUUUAAUGUCAAAUUUAUUUUAUCAAUUACAAAAUUCAGCUUGUGGUUAUUUUAUUAAUGCUAAAACCAUGCCAGUUUAUGUUAGAUGGACGAAAUAUUUGGCAAACUUUUGGUAUGGAUUUGGAAGUUUAGUUUCAAACCAAUACACUGGUUUUAUUGGUGAUUGUCCUUUUGAAACUGGCUCUAGUGAAUGUUAUGAAUAUACCGGUGAAUAUGUUUUAGAUAAUCUGGGGUAUCCAAAAAACUGGUUUGCAGUACCAUUAUGUGUUAAUCUUUGUUGGGGGUUAGGUUUUUACAUUAUUACUGGUGUAUUAUUGUGGUAUCAAUGUAAAAGGAAAACAGUUAAAGUUGUUAAACCAAUUAAUAAUAAAAAAAUUGAUUUAUUAUCUUCAAAAAUUACAGAAAUUGAUGCACAAAAAUUUAUGAAAAAAUUCAACUCAACACAUUUCCAACAAGAUGUUAUAAUUUCAUUAAAAGAUAUUUCAUUAACUUUGAAGAAAUCAUUUUGGAGGAAUUCAAUUUUGCGAAAACCUUAUAAUGGGAAACAAUUGUUGAAAAAAAUUGAAUCAAGUUUCAAACCAGGUGUUAAUGCAAUCAUGGGUCCUUCAGGUUCUGGUAAAACAACAUUAUUGAAUUUCCUCACGGGAAGAACUCGUUAUAGUACAAUAAGUGCACAAGGUGAUGUUUUAUUAAAUGGACAAACAAUUCCAUUUGAUUUGUUGAAAAAGAUCACUACAUAUGUUGUUCAAGAUGAUAAUGUUUUAAUUCCAACCUUAACAGUUCGUGAGACUUUAUGGUAUCAAGCUAAAUUAAGAUUAGAUGUUUCACAACAUGAUUAUAUUCCAAUUAUUGUUAAUGAUUUGAUUAGAAAGAUGGGAUUAAGUGAUGUUGCCAAUAUUCCAAUUGGUGAUGGUAAUGUUAAAGGUAUUUCCGGUGGUGAAAAAAGAAGAGUUUCAAUUGCGAUUCAAUUAUUAAACGAUUCCAAGAUUUUAUUAUUAGAUGAACCAACCUCCGGGUUAGAUUCGUUUACUUCAAGUUCAAUAAUUUCUUUAUUAAAUGAAUUGGCAAUUAAUGAACAAAAGACAAUUAUUUUAACAAUUCAUCAACCAAAAAUUGAAAUUUUUGAAAAAUUUGACAAUAUUUUAUUGUUAUCAGAUGGAUAUGUUAUUUAUGAUGGUAAACCAAAUGGAUUAAUUGAACAUUUUGCGGAAAUGGGGUUCAAACCUGAAUAUAAUAUGAAUUUUGCAGAUUAUAUUUUGGAUGUUAUUUCAGGUAAAGGAUUUGGUGGAGAAGAUAUUACACAAAAGAUGGUUGAAGGUUGGAGAAGUUUUAAAACUCGUGAUUUAAGUUAUUCACCUAUAGUGGAGACUCCAAAUUAUCAAAUUGAAGAUUUCAAAAAAUUGAUUAAAAGACCACAAAGUUUUAAGAAUGCAUUUCGUCCAAUUUUAGAAAGACAGUUUAAAGUGUUGAUGAGAUCUCCGGAUGUUUUAUUUUGUCGUAUUGGACAAUUGCUUGGGUUAUCUAUAGUGCAUGCCUUAUAUUUUUCACCAUUGAAGAAUAAUUCAGAAUCUAUUGGAAACAGAUUAGGUUUGAUUCAAGAAGUUUUAAAUUUAUAUUUUUGUGGAUUAAUCAAUAAUGUUACAGCUUUCCCAAUUGAAAAGAAUACAUUUUAUCAAGAAUUUGAAGAUAAUACAUAUUCACCAAUUACAUUUAUGUUGUGUUAUUUGAUUAAUGAAGUACCAUUUGAAAUUGUUGGAUCUUUUAUUUUUUCAAUUUUCAUUGUUUUAGUUGUUGGAUUACCAAGAAAUGGAGGGAUGUUUUUCACAAUGUUUUAUAUGUGUGUUGUUACAAUUAAUGCUGGUGAAAGUGUUGGUAUGAUGUUUACCACUAUCUUUGAUCAUCUUGGAAUUGCAGUUAAUUUCGUUGCAAAUUUAUUAGUGAUUGCCAUUUUCAUGGGUGGUACAAUGUCGUUACAUAUGCCAAUUUUGUUUAAGGCUUUUAACUAUAUAAGUCCUUUGAAAUAUGGAGUUUUAGCAUUAGCAGAGUUAGGAUUUGAUGGACAAACGUUUGAAUGUUCAGGUGGUGAUUCAAGUUGUCUUUUGAAUACAGGGGAAGCAGUUAUGGAUCAGUACAAGUUGAAUAGUAAUUUUGCCAUGAAUUUUGUUGCAGUUGCCAUCAUAGUUGUUGUAUAUAGAUUGGUGGCCUAUGGUAUAUUUGAGUUGAAGGUUAGAUACUUGAGAAAGUAG
Molecule: messenger RNA, 3840 nt
Organism: Hansenula anomala
Lineage: Eukaryota; Fungi; Ascomycota; Saccharomycetes; Phaffomycetales; Wickerhamomycetaceae
Exons: 1
Coding region: 1-3840 (1279 amino acids)
Cellular component (GO): membrane
Molecular function (GO): ATP hydrolysis activity; ABC-type transporter activity; ATP binding
Source: RefSeq, a predicted model, not a curated record